AUGAGUAUCCAAAAGUGUUUGUUGGACAACUCCAGCAGGAUGAUAAAGGCGAUGUCGACUGCUAAGUCGAGUACUAGCGAGGUGAAAAUGAAAACUACUCGCAGUUGGAUCGAGAGCACGUUUCAGAAAAGAGAGUGCAAAUAUUUCGUGCCCAGCGCUAAGGAUGAGCAUGUGUGUUGGUGCGGGCUUAGCAAGACAGCACACGGUUCGAACACCCAGACCGCCAACCCUGGGGAGGCAUGGGUACCAGCUCGACAUACACAGUCGGCUCCAACUGAUGCCUAUGGAACUGUUGAGUUUCAGGGAGGACCACAUCCAACCAAAGCACAGUAUGUUCGACUUUCCCACGACACAAGACCAGAGUUAAUAGUGCAACUGCUAACAAGAGAAUGGGCCCUCGACCGACCGAAACUGCUCAUCACCAUCCAGGGUGGCAAAGCGAACUUUGAUCUUCAACCAAAGCUUAAGAAAGUGCUAAGAAAAGGACUGCUCAAGGCUGCAAAGACCACUGGUGCCUGGAUAUUCACUGGAGGCACUAAUACCGGUGUUACCAGACAAGUAGGCGACGCGUUGCAGCUGGAGCGGUCGCAGCGAGCAGGUAGAGUGGUCAGCAUCGGUAUCGCACCCUGGGGUAUCGUCGAGGGCGCCAACGAACUCAUCGGUAGAGGCAGAGAUGUCCCGUACCACGCGAUAGCGUCACCAAGAUCAAAACUAGCAGUGCUAAACAACAGGCACGCCUACUUUCUUCUGGUAGACAAUGGAUCAGUUGGCCGGUACGGAGCUGAGAUCGUGCUUAGGCGAAAGCUGGAGAAGUACAUCGCGGCGCAGAAACUACAUCCAUACACACACUCAUCGACUCCGGUGGUCUGUCUGGUGAUAGAGGGCGGCACUAACACAGUGCGUGCAGUGCUGGAGUAUGUCACUGAUACACCUCCGGUACCGGUGGUCGUUUGUGACGGCAGCGGUCGAGCAGCUGAUCUUAUUGCUUUUGUUCACAAGUAUGCAUCAGAAACAGGCGAGCAAACAGUACUGGAGUCGAUGCGGGAUUACCUGAUCAGCACCAUUCAGAAGACCUUCGAAGUGGGCAUGCAGCAAGCAGAACUGCUGUACGGGGAACUGCUGCAGUGUACUAGGAAGAAGAAUCUGAUCACGGUGUUCCGAAUCCAAGAGCGUGCUGAAGGUGGCGAGGUGCAGGAACUUGACCAGGUCAUCCUAACGGCUUUGUUCCGAGCUCAACACCUGUCUCCCAGUGAACAGCUGUCCUUGGCACUAACAUGGAACCGAGUGGACAUUGCCAGAUCCGAGAUCUUCGUGUACGGACAAGAAUGGCCGCCAGGUGCACUCGACGAGGCUAUGAUGCAGGCGUUAGAACACGAUCGUAUAGACUUCGUGAAACUGCUACUAGAAAAUGGUGUUUCAAUGCGCAAAUUCUUAACCAUCCCUCGACUAGAAGAGCUUUAUAACACAAAGAGUGGUCCCAGUAACACGUUGCGGUACAUUCUGAGAGAUGUCAGACCACACUUGCCAAGAGGGUACGUUUAUACCCUGCAUGAUAUUGGACUCGUUAUCAACAAGCUGAUGGGUGGGGCCUAUAGAUGUUACUACACAAGACGUAAGUUCCGUCCGAUUUACGCGAAGGUGAUGAACAAGAGUGUAAACGUUCACCGGAACAGUGCCUCGUUCACCAGACACAACGCUGGUGGACUCUCCCUCAUCACCGGCUUCAUGCCUGUCACCACUGAGAUGGCGCUCUUCGACUAUCCUUUUAAUGAAUUACUUAUGUGGGCGGUAUUAACAAAAAGACAUCAAAUGGCUUUGCUGAUGUGGACGCACGGUGAGGAAGCGUUGGCCAAGUCUCUAGUAGCGUGUAAGCUGUACAAAGCCAUGGCGCACGAAGCGGCUGAGGAUGACAUGGAGACUGAAGUGUACGAAGAACUCAGGCAUUAUGGCAAGGAGUUUGAGAAUAAAGCGUUGGAGCUUCUAGACUACUGCUAUCGUCAGGACGACGACCAGGCGCAGCAGCUGUUGACGUGCGAGCUCCAGAACUGGUCUGGACAAACCUGUCUCAGCCUCGCCGUCGCAGCCAAUCACCGCGCGUUGCUUGCUCACCCUUGCUCACAAAUCAUACUGGCUGACUUAUGGAUGGGAGGUCUCAGAACAAGAAAGAACACCAAUUUAAAGGUAAUUCUGAGCCUGCUGUGUCCGCUGUACAUUCUCCAACUGGAGUUCAAGUCGAAGGAAGAACUGCAGCUGAUGCCGCAGACCGAGGAGGAACAUCUCGAGAACGAGAGCAUCGAGGAUGAUAGAAGUACGAAGGACCCGAACGACGCUGAGGCGUUGAUUGGCUCAGGGGCCGAAUGCGAAACUCGUGUCGAUCAGAACGGAAAAGUUGGUAAAAUAGGGUGGGAACCCUCGUAUAGAGAGCUGCCCGAGCCCCACGCGCCUGAAGACAAAAUGAUGAGGCCGCUGAGGCUCAAGAAGAAGAUCUACGAGUUCUUCACGGCGCCCAUCACCAAAUUCUGGGCCGAUUCGAUAGCCUACAUAUUGUUCCUAUUGAUGUUUACAUAUACAGUAUUAGUGAAAAUGGACCCGACGCCGUCUUGGCCAGAGAUUUAUUCUAUAUGUUAUAUAUUAACGUUCUUAUGUGAGAAGAUAAGAGAAAUUAUUACGUCCGAACCUGUUGCUAUUAGACAUAAGUUCAGCGUAUGGGCGUGGAAUCUAUGGAACACGUACGACGCGGGUUUCAUAAUAUUCUUCCUGGUCGGCCUGACCCUGAGGUUCAGGACCGUGUCCAUGGACGUCGGCAGGGUCAUCUACUGCGUCGAUAUUAUUUAUUGGUACUUAAGGAUAUUGAAUAUAUUGGGAGUUAAUAAGUACUUAGGUCCUCUAGUCACAAUGAUGGGUAAGAUGGUAAAAAACAUGAUAUACUUCGUGGUGCUAUUACUGGUGGUGCUAAUGUCGUUCGGAGUCGCGCGGCAAGCUAUUUUGUACCCAGACGAAGAAGCAAGCUGGCAUCUUAUUAGAGAAAUCUUCUUCCAACCGUACUUCAUGUUGUAUGGCGAGGUGUUCGCUCCAGACAUCGACCCUAAGUGCGGGAAGAACCCCGGCGAGCCCAAGUGUGUGACCGGCAGGUGGAUCUCUCCCGUCGUGAUGACCAUGUACUUGCUCGUCGCAAACAUUUUACUCAUAAACCUACUCAUUGCAGUCUUUAACAAUAUAUUUAAUGAAGUCAAUGAAGUCUCGCAUCAGGUAUGGAUGUUCCAAAGAUUCACAGUGGUGAUGGAAUACGAACAGAAGCCAGUGUUGCCACCUCCGCUGAUAACGUUAUGCCACAUAUACGCAAUAGGCAAGUGGGUGACCAGGAACGUAUCGCACAAACGGUUUCAGUACGACAACGGGCUCAAAUUGUUUUUAGAAAAAGAAGAUAUGGAACGGUUGUAUGAUUUUGAAGAGGAAUGUGUAGAAGGAUAUUUUAGGGAACAAGAAGUUAAAUUGUCUAAUUCGAUAGAAGAGAGAGUGAGAAACACCACUGAUAGGGUAGAACAUAUCACGACCAAAAUGGAAGACUUGAAUCAAAAAGCUAAUUGCCAAAUACAGUCAGUGCAGAGUGUAGAAUUUAGGUUACGAAAGUUAGAAGACGUGGCGGAGCAGACGAUGAAUCAUUUAGCAGUGAUCCACCGGUUCAUGGCUACGCAUCCCUCCCUCGUGAACAGAGGAUCCACAGACACCCUCGGUCCUCCACCUCCUACUUUCCAAGCUGGAGGCGCCAGGCUACGGACCGCCAGUGACCGAUCUGAGGAUGAAAUGCCGCAAUCCGGUCCCGAGGCUGCUGCGGAGAAAGAGCCAGAAGCAGACUCGAUAUCAACGUCAUCAGGGGAAGGGCAUGCAGGUCCUAAUAUAACCGUAGUCAAAGCACAGCCACCCAUCACACCAGCCCGGCAGAGGUCAUCAGACAGCAACAGGACGGAACCUAGCGAUGAGAAGAAAGAUCUAUACCUACCUCCUCGUCUAGUUGCAUCGUCGACAGAUGACGCUUUCUUGCCAGAAGUGCGCGAGGUACCAACAGAUCUACAAAGUCUUCGUCCUCGCACCACCUCAGCAGGAACUAGGCGUACUGCCAACACCAGACGGCGUUCGGAGGGUGGCAAUGACUGCGGCAUGGGAGGCCACUACUCCACGCAGCACCUGGCGCCGCGCCGCCAACACAGUCAGACACACUCCGAGCCUGACAACUCCGCCGUCGACGCCGGCUCCGUGCACAACUCCGUCACUGGAACAAGCCGUCAGUCGGGUUGGGAAGCCACGGGCGGUGCUACGGGCAUUCCUUCAGGUCGCAGUCGAGUGGGUGGAGCACCUCGGUCUCUGCUGCUAGCCAUGCACGAGUACACCAGCAUCACUGAUGAACUGGAAACCGUAUAUGGGUUGUUCUCACCACCACAUACACCCAGGACACCAAUCACCUCCCGCCUCCUGUCACCGGCGCGAGCAGCCUCUCCUUCAGUUCGUCGCCGCCACGCCAGCGAAAUGUCCAACCCCGAGUUCGCCUUGUUCAUGGAGAAAGAACACCUUCGAGGAGCCGAGGAAGAUGACUACAUCAUCAUGGAGAACUUGAUCCAGAGGCGCCUAGAAAUGGGUGGUCUGGACAGAUACGAGGAGGAGGAGGGCGAGGGCGGGGAGGGGGGCGGCGUCAGCGGCAUCAGCAUCAGUGUCUGCGUCAACACCAGCGCCGGGGACGACCACGCCGUGCCGCCGCAGGCUGCCUCGCAUCUCACCGUCGGCGACCGACGCCUGCCGCACCAGAGGCACUCGUUGCGUCGGUCGUCAGCUAUCGACAGUCGCGAGCUGCCGUCGCCGCUGCAGCCGCUGCUGGAUGACGAUGCGUGUGGAGAAGUACUGCUGCCGGUACCUCGACAGCCUUCUGGCGACACAAACGCUUCAAGCGAGCUGUCUCUAUCGCACAUGGUGUCAGAGAGCCUGCCGCCGCGGCCGUCCAUCGUACUGGACUCGUCGCAGCUGCCGCGACAGCGCUCCGCCGACCAGCCGCCGCAGCCGCCCGGACCCGCCCGGCCCGAGACCAUGUGCUAA
Molecule: messenger RNA, 5085 nt
Organism: Spodoptera littoralis (African cotton leafworm)
Lineage: Eukaryota; Metazoa; Arthropoda; Insecta; Lepidoptera; Noctuidae
Source: the annotation of a GenBank genome assembly